This is a messenger RNA of Cercospora beticola, 2962 nucleotides long. RefSeq lists its product as uncharacterized. The record is from RefSeq and is a predicted model, not a curated record. NCBI's taxonomy places the organism in Eukaryota, Fungi, Ascomycota, Dothideomycetes, Mycosphaerellales, Mycosphaerellaceae.
UCGCCGCGACUCGCAGGUGCUGUCGCUCGCGGGCAAUCCCAAACACACCACACACACCUCAUCAUCAUCAAACCCGACGCCCUCACGCUCCCUAAACACACGACUACCCUCCCACCCGUUCCGCCUGCUGUGCUUCAGCCUUUCUUUUUGUCAUCUCCCCACACUCAUUGCGAAACGACCGCCGACAUUGUGAUACCACCCGAGGAUCAGCUGGCACUUAAGCAUCCUGCACAGCCAAACCUUCUUUGCCCACCCUCUCGUCUAGUGCCCGCAGCUCGCGACGCCCAAGGGAUGCCCAUUGAGCGGUGACGAUGACAUCAAUGUCUUCAUCUGACCCGACUUCCUCAAGUCUGACGGACCCAAACAACUACCGUCUGUCUGACACCCACCAAAUGGCCGCCGCAGAGGUUCCAGCAGCAAUAUCCGCGCGGGCAUUGCCCGACCACGAGCCCGAAUCUGCGUCACCCAACGACACCACGCGCAGGAAACGAUUGUCCUUUUUUGGCCGACACAGCUCCGACGCGAACACGCGCAAGCAGCAGCCAAUGCAGCCUCUCCAAGCUUCAAUCUCUACAGCCAAAGGCGAAGUCGCGCGAUCGCAGAGCAGACAGGACGCGCCGAGCUCCCGACCGAUGACUGCUGGCAGCGAACAUGCGCGAAGGAAAACUUCCGACCAGAUUGAGAGCAUUCGAAAUUCCAUUUUCGGAGGGAGGAAGGGUUCUAUCUCGUCUCGACCGAAUGUCAAACGAUCGCGACAUAGCCACCAAAUCGAAUCGAAGAAGCCCAAUGUCGCAUUAAUCCCAUUCGCGUCGCCGCUGCAGGAGGAGUCGCCCAAGGCUGAAGCGAAGGGCAAUGCAGGCGCGCAGGACUUUAGGGACGAGAACGACUUCUACCAUCACCGCAAGAAGACUUCAAUCUCAUCGCCAUUCAACUUCCACCAUGUUGGCCACACGGAUCGUAAAAACCUCCCAAUGCGCCUCGAGACCGUCGAUGAGACGGCUUUCCAAAACAAGUUGCUCGAUUUUGACGCUCAAGGUCGCGCAUUGCAGCAAAAUCCCGGACGGCGUUCAAUGGGUCUUGCCAAAGCGCUUCCUGCACUUCCCCAAGCUCAGGCCAUUCCUUCCCGACACCGACCCAGCCCAAGCGUGGAUGAGACGACUUUCGACGAAACUGCCGAUACGAAAUUCAACAAUCUCGAUGAACACUUCAAUGCUCGACCCGCACUCAAAUCGCCUCCUCGACGAUCACCGCGCCACUCGGCGUCGUCGCCAAAUCUCCUUUCUCCAAGCGCAAGUAGCGCUGCACAUACAACGCCGCAUUUGCACUCCGAUACAUUCGACGAUGAGACUCGGCAAAGUCCGCCGAGCAAAGAGUCACCGCCAUCCGGUCAGCUUGCGCAGAUUCCGACACGCGGCAGACCCUUGGGACAAAGUUUCCGUGAAAAGCAACCCCUACCGCCCGUGCCAGGUCAAGCUGCCGCGACAGCCAUCGGCCAGCAACCUUCGAAGACAUCAGUCGCUUCCGACCGGCACAUCAUCGGACUGCAGUUCCCUGCACCACCUGGGGCAAAAAUCGAGUAUCCCGCAAGUAUUGCUUCUCACAAGAGCAAACGAUCGAGCAAAUCUGCAGCUCCCACAGUACAAAGCGCGUCUACGAGAGCAUUCUCCGAUAUUCCCGUCGGCCUAGACUGGGAAGAUGACAUUGACUGGGCCUUUGAGCAGGAAGCGGAAGCGACAUGCGACUUUGAUUGGGAGAAACAUGCCGCCAGCGAGUCAGAUGCGAAGGAGCAAUUGCCUGUACCCAGUCCCGAUGACGAGUCGCCAGAGACUGGUGGCAGCGGUGGCGUACGACUCUCUGGAUGGAUGAAUGAUCCAUCUGCACUUGAGAGUGACGCCAAGCAUAUUUCAACAUCAUCUACCCCAGGAACAUCGCCAUACAUGGAGGAUGGUCUCCCACAAAAUCACAAGCGUGGUUCCUCUGUUGGGCAUCGCGGCUUCUUGGCUGCCAGGAAUGCUUCCUCCGACAAGCUGACCAAGACUCCGCCAAUGUCGGUGGAGAUCAAGACUUCUGAGUCACCCUACGCAUCGCAGACCUACUUCCCAGCGUUCGACAGCAGUAUUCCCGAGUAUCUCAGCGACCCGGAAUCAACACGUGUGGGAGGCAGCAAACAUCGUAAGAGCUCCUCAUACGGCUCCUUUGAGUCGUCCGGUCGCUCUCUCCAGACAACUUCUGCAUCGGAAUCGACAAGGUGGUCUUCCGCCAGCACAUCUUCGAUCCCCGAUCUCCUGCACAGCUACAACACCAACCGCAAAAGCGUGAGGAAGAGCGCAGCCUCGGGAACCUUCCGCACUCUGGAAAGUGUGCCACAUAGCCCAGAUGAGAAAGAUGAGAGCAAGUCUUUCCCUGACUUUGAGGAACGACCGACUGUUACUGAUCGCGCAAUCAGUGACGGAAUCUUGAUGAGGAGACCUGCGACGCCUGGUGACCGAGCUUUGUUGUUCCAAAGUGGACGUGUUGUGCAGAGGGGACGUGCGAUCAAUCCUAGUCGAAUGCAAAUUCAGAGUCUGCCCGGUGAUGGGCAAGAAGGUGGAUGGAUUUGAGUUGUCAGCCUGGACUUUACUGUCAACCAUCUUUUUCAUUUGUAUGGGAAGGGAAUUAUGAUACUCAUGAUGAGGGGAAGAAUUGGGAAGGGAAGGGAAAGAGGAAAAGGAAAAACUUUGGAAAAGAAAGAAAUUGGACAGGACAUGUGUUAUGAUGUUAUGUGGCGAUAUCUGAGUGAGGAAAGGGAUUUAUGCUCAUAUGUUGUGCAGGCGAGGAGUAUAGGAGGAAUUGUAUCGAUUGCGGUGUCGAAAGAGAGAGAUGGGAACGAAACAGAGAGGCAGAUGUGUUUGUACUAUUUUGUACUGUUACUCUGUACGAGCUGUAAAAGGAGUGAAGAAAUUCAACCCAAUGUCGUUGAGAG